GGGAGGGGUGGGGUGCUUCCUUGUAUGUUCAAGCGCCGGCUUCUGCCCCGCGGGGCUUGUCCCGGGGCAGGAGGGGCGCUUGGGUCCUGCGCACUGCCGCCCGGCUGUGGCCGCGGGGCGGGACGGCGUCUUUCCCGGACGCCGCGUGUGCCGCUCUCUGAGGCUGUGGAGGGGACUUCCUCCGCCGCCCGUGGGAUGCUGUUAUCAGCAUCUCGAUUAUCUCGCUCUCGGGAGUCUCGAUUUUAAUUACUUCCACCCAGUCACUGCUAAAUCGAUAUGGGUGAUGUUGAAAAGGGCAAGAAAAUCUUUGUACAGAAAUGCUCUCAGUGCCACACAGUUGAAAAAGGUGGAGUGCACAAGACUGGCCCAAAUCUUUGGAGUUUAUUUGGUCGCAAAACAGGACAAGCUGCAGGAUUCUCUUAUUCAGAGUCAAAUAAGAACAAAGGUAUCAUCUGGAAUGAAAAUACAUUGAUGGAGUAUUUGGAGAACCCUAAGAAAUAUAUUCCUGGAACAAAAAUGAUUUUUGCUGGCAUUAAAAAGAGCAGUGAGAGAGCAGAUCUUAUUGCAUACUUGAAAAAAGCAACCUCUUAAAAUGUUACUGCAACAGUUGUAAAGUCAGUGAGAAAAUGUUUUUAAAAUGUUAAUACCUCUUGUGUCAAAGUUCAUGUUUCAGUAUUUUGUUAAUAUUUGUUCAUUAGGUACUGGCAAAAUCAAAUAAAAUCUAAUAUUUUUAGAGGUUAACAAAAUCGGGGGGAGAACUAUAUGUUGGGGUGAUGUAGGUUCCAUUGCCCUUACUAUGCUGAUCCGUUUUCCAAGUAGCUUCUGAUCUAAGGACCCAGUCCUCCAAAUAUGUAUGUGCAUAAUUUCAUUUAAGUCAAUAUUAAUUAUUGAAGUGAGUAUGGAUUCAAUUAUAAAAGCAUUAGGCUAUGUUACUACCUUGACAUUUUUACUGAGGAAAAAUUAAUCAGAAUCUGAGAGAUGUAGGUAACCAGCACAUAGCAGGAUUUAGCCCUAAUGUAAAAGAGCAUGGACAGACAAACAAAAUGGAACCAGAUUAUAGGGAAAAGACUGUUAACUGAUAGUUUUAUGAUAAAAGUCACCUUUGAGUUAAGAUAUUAUAUAGAGAAUCUUGAGGAUGAUACAGCUACAGUUUGGUCUUUUCUUUGGUCUUAGUUUCA
This is a messenger RNA of Alligator mississippiensis (American alligator), 1178 nucleotides long. RefSeq names its product cytochrome c, somatic. Gene Ontology annotation, molecular function: electron transfer activity; heme binding. Lineage: Eukaryota; Metazoa; Chordata; Crocodylia; Alligatoridae. Gene Ontology annotation, biological process: mitochondrial electron transport, cytochrome c to oxygen; mitochondrial electron transport, ubiquinol to cytochrome c. Gene Ontology annotation, cellular component: mitochondrial intermembrane space. Bases 277 to 591 code for a protein of 104 amino acids. The transcript is spliced from 3 exons. The record is from RefSeq and is a predicted model, not a curated record.